AUGGUACUCACCACUAAACUUCAUCGACUAUGUUUGGAAAUUGCAUCAAUCUUCGAUGGAUAUGUAUGGUAUCGAGAGAAGUGUUUUCGAAACAAACAUGCAGACCAUUUGGCAAUAGAAAAUCUACCGAAAUAUCUACAAAAUGCUCGAACGUCAACAAAUGAAGCUUGCCAAAAGUUCGUUCAGAAAUUCGACGCAUUGUUUCGCUUGGAGGAAAUCUAUGGUGCAUUAGAAAUUUCACCGAUUUAUCUAAAGAAAAUCAAUGGUUGGUUACGUAACGACGAACAACUUGUAGAACAGAUAAAGAAACAACGAAUCAUCAAAAUUUACAAUCGAUAUACACACGAAGAAAUGUUGUACAAUUUCAUGCGAAGUAAACGACCCCAAUCAAAAAGUGAACAAUCGGCACAGAACUAUACGUUAACUUUGUUGGAAGAAAGCAAAAAGAAUUGUGAUUUUUGUGGAAGAAAUUAUCUCAACUCAACUGCCGAAGAUUCCUUUGGUCGUCUUGAACAUCGCCUUUCGUAUACAGCUGCAAAUACGUUUAAAUACGACCGUUGGCAUACAUUGAUUGUCUCUCGGAAUCAUGAUACACUACACUUAACCGAAGACGAAAUUGGCGACAUGUUCGAAUUAGCAAAAGAAUGGUUUGAGAAAGUUUAUUCGACCGAACCGAAAUAUACGUGUCCGGAAAUGAUUUGGGAUGCCAUGCCGAAAAGUGGUGCCUCACAAAUACAUACACAUCUUCAAGUUAGUUUAGGUUUCGAUAUUUACUAUGGAAAUAUUGAACGAACAAGACAAGGUGCUCGUUUUUAUGCGCAAAUGAAUGACGGAAGAAAUUAUUUUAAUGAUUAUCUUCAUAUUCAUCAAGCAUUAGAGUUGACAAUACCCAUUGGAAAUGCUCAUAUUCUUGUUCAUCUAACGCCGAUUAAAGAUCUCGAAGUGAUGGUUCUCGGUGCGUCGCUUGAGAAAGAUUUUUACAAAGCAUUGCAUCUUAUCUUCCGGACUUUUAUCGAUGAUUUACAAGAAUAUAGUUUCAGUUUUGGAAUGUUUUUACCGCCACUCAAUGAAACAUCGAUCAAUGGUCAUGUCAUGCCUGUUGUUUGUCGUCUUGUCUUUCGAAAUCCUAUAACGAAUUUACGAGCUGACAUGAACGGACUUGACUUAUAUACGAGUUCUGUUAUCGGAAAAGAUCGUUAUGUACUCUAUCGACAGUUGAAGCAGGGAAUAUUGAAACGAUCGAAAUAA
Adineta ricciae is the source of this 1248-nucleotide messenger RNA. NCBI's taxonomy places the organism in Eukaryota, Metazoa, Rotifera, Eurotatoria, Adinetida, Adinetidae. The record is from the annotation of a GenBank genome assembly.